Molecule: messenger RNA, 1377 nt
Organism: Knipowitschia caucasica
Lineage: Eukaryota; Metazoa; Chordata; Actinopteri; Gobiiformes; Gobiidae
Source: the annotation of a GenBank genome assembly
AUGGACACUCGUGAGAAGGUCAAAGAGAAACUCGACCCUGUGUGGUCCUCCUUCAGGAUGGCAGAACCUCGGUUCAAUAACCCGUACUUCUGGCCUCCGCCGCCCUCCAUGCCCGGACAGCUGGACAACCUGGUGCUCAUAAACAAGAUCAAGGAGCAGCUGAUGGGAGAGAAGAUCCGUCCUCUGCACCUGCCCCCCACCUCCUCACCGUCCCAGCAGCCGCUCCUCCUGCAGGCCUCUUCCUCUCCUGAAGGGGGCGCUCCACAUGGCCUCAGUGUCCCCAAGCCUCAGGCUCCGCAGCAGCAGCAGUCAGUGCCAGGUCAUCACACACAGGGAACGGGACCCCCGGAUAUUGCCCUCCACGCCAGACCUGCCGCCAGCUCUGGAUCAGAUCUUAGUAUGGAUGAUAAGUCUGCGGUGAAGGCCAAAGGACUGUGGGAGGACUGGCACAUGAGGCAGCUGAGCGAGCAGACGGCACGACUCAAUCAUCGAGCAGGUUUAGUUCCUUCCUCGAGAACAGACACCCACAGUUCCGACAUGCUCACCUCCACCACCUCCAGCUCCCAGAACAGACUUAUCAGUGCCCCCUCUGUCAACAUCCUGUCAGGGCUGACCAGCGGGAUGGACCCCAUGAAGACAGGCGGGCUGGCCGGCCUGCUGGGACCUCCCCCCAAAGCUCAGCGCGGACGGAAGAAGAUCAAGGCUGAGAACGGACCUCUGCUAGUGGUGCCCUACCCCCUGCUCAGCGACCAGGGCUGCGUCACUGUGGCCCCGAAAGAGGGACGCACAUACAGAUGUAAAGUGUGCCCGCUCACCUUCCUGUCCAAGUCGGAGAUGCAGCUUCACUCCAAGUCCCACACAGAAGCCAAGCCUCACAAGUGUCCGCACUGCUCCAAGACUUUCGCCAAUGCCUCGUACCUGUCCCAGCACCUGCGCAUUCACCUGGGCAUCAAACCGUACCACUGCUCCUACUGCGAGAACUCCUUCAGACAGCUGUCGCAUUUGCAGCAGCACACCAGAAUCCACACUGGUGAUCGGCCGUACAAAUGUGCUCAUCCUGGCUGCGAAAAGGCCUUCACUCAGCUCUCCAACCUCCAGUCUCACCAGCGGCAGCACAACAAAGACAAACCGUACAAAUGUCCAAACUGUUACCGUGCCUACGCAGACUCGGCCUCGCUGCAGAUCCACCUCUCUGCUCACGCCAUCAAGAACGCCAAGGCCUACUGCUGCAGCAUGUGCGGCCGCGCCUACACCUCAGAAACGUACCUUAUGAAGCACAUGUCCAAACACACUGUGGUGGAGCAUCUCGUCAGCCACCAGUCUCCACAGAGGAGCGACUCUCCCGGCAGCAUUCCCAUCCGCAUCUCCCUCAUCUGA